GACACAACUGAAGCUCAACCAGUUCCUAUGUGUUUGGAACAACCUGAAACAUUCUCAAAUGACAAGGUCACACAAAUUGAGGUUGAAAUGGAGGAUGUGUUUGAGGAGGCGUUGAUAGAUAUUGACAACGAUGAUGCAAACAACCCGCUUGCUGGUGUUGAAUAUGUGGGAGAUUUGUAUUCCUACUACAGGAAAAUGGAGGUUUAUAGCUGUGUUUCACCAAACUAUAUGGAACAACAAUCUGAGAUCAAUGACAAUAUGAGAGGUGUACUAAUAGACUGGAUCAUUGAGGUACAUGACAAGUUUGAGCUAAAGGAAGAGACAUUAUUCCUUACUGUUAAUUUGUUAGACAAAUUUUUGGAGAAACAAGUUGUUGCGAAAAACAAGCUGCAGCUUGUUGGUCUGGUUGCCUUUCAAAUAGCAGGCAAAUACGAGGAAAUUUUACCCCCUCUUGUGCAUGAAUUGGUGAUUAUUUCAUAUGAAACCUACACAAAAAAAGACGUUCUUGAAAUGGAGAAAUUGAUGCUCAGCACACUGCAGUACAAUAUGUCAUUUCCAACUCCAUAUGUUUUUAUGAGAAGAUUUCUCAAGGCUGCUCAAGCCGAUAAGAAGCUAGAGGAAUUGUCUUUCUUCUUAAUCGAGCUUUGUCUGGUGGAAUAUGAGAUGUUGAAGCAUCCACCGUCAUUUAUGGCUGCUGCGGCAAUCUAUACAGCUCAAUGCACGCUUUAUGGCGUCAAGGAAUGGAGUAGAACCUGUAAAUGGCAUACAGGCUAUUCAGAAGAUUCACUUAUGGAAUGCGCGAAAUUGAUAGUGAGCUAUCACGAGAAGGCAAAAACAGGGGGCCUACUAAUAGGGGUGCAUAAUAAGUAUAACACAUCCAAAUUUGGAUAUGUAGCAAAAGUUGAGCCACCAUAUUUCCUGGUCCAAGACUCAUGA
Solanum stenotomum is the source of this 936-nucleotide messenger RNA. RefSeq names its product G2/mitotic-specific cyclin-1-like. Gene Ontology annotation, biological process: mitotic cell cycle phase transition; regulation of cyclin-dependent protein serine/threonine kinase activity. Gene Ontology annotation, cellular component: cyclin-dependent protein kinase holoenzyme complex; cytoplasm; centrosome. The record is from RefSeq and is a predicted model, not a curated record. Gene Ontology annotation, molecular function: cyclin-dependent protein serine/threonine kinase regulator activity. The transcript is spliced from 7 exons. Lineage: Eukaryota; Viridiplantae; Streptophyta; Magnoliopsida; Solanales; Solanaceae. The coding region runs from base 28 to 936 and encodes 302 amino acids.